AUGGCUUAUUCUCACUGCUGUGAGAACGCGGGUCUGUCCCGUGAGUGUGUACCAGAGUGUGUGAGCCAGCAGACCGCCAGCUCCUCCCACCCCGCGUGUCGGCGCGACCGCCCCAAGAUACUGGGCUGCUUCGCUGACGGCCAGGACCAUGCGGUGUGCUGUGAGAGCUCGGGUCUGCCGGCAGAGUGCCUGCCCCUGUGUCGCGGACACCCCAUGGGUUCGAACCUGCUGGUCGCAACCUGUCUCAGCUACAAACACGAGGGGAUCAUUCUGAGCUGUCUGCUGGAGAGUAGUGGUAAGAUGGGAUGAUCCCUGGAGAGUAGUGGUGA
Aplysia californica (California sea hare) is the source of this 329-nucleotide messenger RNA. Its product is annotated as Ig-like and fibronectin type-III domain-containing protein 1. The record is from RefSeq and is a predicted model, not a curated record. Bases 1 to 309 code for a protein of 102 amino acids. The transcript is spliced from 3 exons. Lineage: Eukaryota; Metazoa; Mollusca; Gastropoda; Aplysiida; Aplysiidae.